ACAAUAUAUUCCUUCAUUUAGCAUUAGAAAAAGAUAUAUUUUCUUGUAUAUUGGUGAAUCAUUUGUGGAAUCAAUUAGCAACAGAAAGAUUAUGGUAUAGAUUUCGUGGUUUGAAGAAUGAUUUGCGAACAAAUUCAUUUUCAAGAUUUUAUGUUACACUUUCAUCAUCAAAAAGUAUGCAUCAAUAUGGCAGAUAUGUUAGAGUUUUAGAUUUAUCUCAACUAGAAGUUGAACAUAAUAGACUAUUAAGUGUUUUAGAGUGUUGUAACAGAUUAGAGGUAUUGAUAUUAGGUAAUCAAGAGUUGAAGAAAAAAACAAUCAAUGAAAUUUGUUCAAGGUCAAAAUACCUAAGAACUUUUAAAUUAAUAGAUAUUGAAAUAAAAGAACCUGAUGUAAUGGCUGCUUUAGGGAAAUAUUGUCAUAAUUUAGAAGAGUUGUCAUUGAAAAAGGAGAUAGCAUGUUCUGGUGAGAUUUUAUUGUCAAUUGUCAAAAAUUGUCCAAAAUUAUUUAAAUUAGAGAUAGAAGGAAAAGAUUAUAAUAAUCAGACAUUAUACAAAAUAUUGGAAAAUUGUCCAAAUAUUUUGACACUGAAUAUAAAUCAAUGCAUGAAUAUAACAGAUGAGUUGUUAAUAGCAACUUACAAAUUAUGUACAAAUUUAAAGAAGUUAUCAUUUAAAAAGAUUUUUGAAAUUACUGAAAAUUUUGUGAUUUCAACUCUGAAUCACUUUCCUAGAACCUCAACAAUAGUAAUUUCUAAUAUUGAUAGAAUGUUCCAAAGCAGCAUUGAAGUUGAUGGGGAAAAAAUAUUUUUAGUUGCAAAUUUGUGUGAUGUUGAUAUUCAUAGAAUCAUUGAUUUUUAUAGCAUUAAAGAAGAUGGAUUACAAGAAUUGACUUUUAUUGAUGUUAAAUUGGAUAAAUCACUAUUGAAUUUUAUUUGCAUAGAAUUGAAUGGUUUAUUUGAUAUAAUGAAUGCCUUGGAAAACUUAAAAGAAUUGCAAAUAUUUACAGUGAAAUUUUCAUCAGUUGAUCAUGAAGCAUUUUUUGAAAAUGAUAAGGAACAACUUGUUAAAUAUUGCCCAAAAUUAAAGGCUAUAAAAUGGCAUUUUCAAAAAAUAUACAUCAAAGAUAAUAAUCAUGUAUUAAAAUAA
Entrophospora candida is the source of this 1148-nucleotide messenger RNA. The record is from the annotation of a GenBank genome assembly. Lineage: Eukaryota; Fungi; Glomeromycota; Glomeromycetes; Entrophosporales; Entrophosporaceae.